This is a messenger RNA of Oncorhynchus mykiss (rainbow trout), 2370 nucleotides long. It is a transcript of the gene hapln1b, whose product is annotated as hyaluronan and proteoglycan link protein 1b. Gene Ontology annotation, cellular component: perineuronal net; synapse. The record is from RefSeq and is a predicted model, not a curated record. NCBI's taxonomy places the organism in Eukaryota, Metazoa, Chordata, Actinopteri, Salmoniformes, Salmonidae. Gene Ontology annotation, biological process: skeletal system development; glial cell differentiation; central nervous system development. Gene Ontology annotation, molecular function: hyaluronic acid binding.
CAAUAUGGAUUUUAUCUGGAAUUCUUGACUCUGAUAAAUUCUGAUGUCAAAAGUUAAUCUGAUGUGUAUAUGCACUUUGUAGGCUAUAUUCCAAAGAUUGAUUUCCCAUUUUAUAUAGACCACAUAUAGACCACAUUUGUAGUUUAUUCCAUCACACUUUUAGAAAACAUCACCUGCGCUGUGGAACUGGGAACAUUCGCCUCUGCUGCUCGGAGUGGUCCAGAAACGGGACGUGCAAGGCUACAGGGCGGCUAUUAGGUAGAGCCAAGGAAGAACGCCACACAGCCACACCUGAAAUAGCCCGCUGCUCUCACAGGAGACGCUUGUUUGACUAGCAGCAAUAAGAAGAAGCAACUUCGAGAUUUUUUUUCUUCUUCAUGUGUUCAUUUCUUGUUGCUUAGCUAGUUACGUGGUUCCUCCCAGGUCGCUUACGAGGUGCAAUCAUUCGCAACUGGACGGUGUCAAAAUCACCUCGCCGCACAGCUGGAAAAGUUAUACGUGAGCAGACCCCGGGUGUAGUGACAGAAGAUGCUUCCUGCGCUGAUCUGUGCCCUGGUCUCUCUGAGCUUGGCCGACAACUUUGACACGGCAUACCCUGAACUGGAGCACUACAGAACCAUCUAUGUACAAGAGAAUGGCCCUCAGCUCUCUGUGGUGACGGAGCAGUCCAAGGUGGUGUCGAGGCGGGGGGGUAAUGCCACCCUGCCCUGUAAAUUCCACAGGGAUGCGUCACUGCCGGCCAACCCCAAACUGAGGAUCAAAUGGACUAAGCUGACCUCAGACUACCUCAAAGAGGUGGAUGUCUUCGUUGCCAUGGGUUUCCACAAGCGGAGCUACGGACGUUUCCACGGGCGCGUCUACCUACAGGACUCGGCCCCCACAGAUGCGUCGUUGGUCAUCACAGAACUCACACUGGAGGAUUAUGGGAGAUAUAAGUGUGAGGUCAUCGACGGGUUGGAAGAUGGAACAGGCGUGGUGUCCCUGGACCUGCAAGGUAUCGUCUACCCAUACUUCCCUCGGCUUGGUCGUUACAACCUGAACUUCUUUGAUGCCGAGCGGGCGUGUCGCGAGCAGGACUCCAUCGUGGCGUCGUUUGACCAGCUGUACGAGGCGUGGCGUGGGGGGUUAGACUGGUGCAACGCUGGUUGGCUGAGUGACGGAUCCGUCCAGUACCCCAUCACCACCCCCAGGGAGCCCUGUGGGGGCAAGAACACUGUCCCCGGGGUACGCAACUACGGCCUCAGAGACAAGGAGAAGAACAGAUACGACGUGUUCUGUUUCACCUCCAACUACAAAGGGCGGUUCUACUACCUGAUCCACCCCUCCAAGCUUACAUAUGACGAGGCUGUGGUUGCGUGUCAGAAGGACGGAGCUCAGAUUGCCAAGGUGGGCCAGAUGUAUGCCGCCUGGAAGCUAUUGGGCUACGACCGCUGUGACGCCGGCUGGUUGGCUGACGGGAGCGUCCGUUACCCCAUCACCCGCCCCCGUAGGCGCUGCAGCCCAACGGAAGCUGCCGUGAGGUUCAACGGUUACCCCGACAAGAAACACAAGCUGUACGGAGUCUACUGCUUCAAGGGCCACAACUGAGAACCCCAAUACGCUCACACACACACACUCACACACACUAGAGAAGCUAAUACAUUUACAGAGAGUAGGAUGGAGAGGGAGACGGGAAGAGGAGUUAAGAGAGAGGGAGGUCAUAUAGGGGAAGUUACUGAUAUAAAACAAUGUAAAGAAAACAUUCAAACUGUGAUAUUUUCUUUUUAGAUACAGUAAAACGAGAGGUGUGAGAGUCAUUUUAGCAAACCAUGUUUUUUUUGUAAUCUGGGACCUGAUAGUGUAUGGGGGGAUAUGUUCUUUAAUCGGUUAUUUCUACGUAGGAACAGAAAGGGAGGAUGGAUUUGGGGAAAGGGUUGGUGGGAGGGAAGGGAAGGGAGGGAGAGGGAGGGAAUGGUGAUGGAGAAACAGAUGAUGUAGAAACAGAUGAUGUCACAUUGUCCCAAAGUGACAUUGUAAGUGGACGAGGCAUACCAUAGCUUGAAGGAAGUCCUUGGACAGAGAACAACCUAGUAAAGUGUCUGACAACUGAACUGACACCUUUGGGCACUUACCUUUUCUGUUCAAUUAAACCCAGGACAACAAAAGAGCAACAAUGUUCACACAAACACAAAAAGCAAAGAUAGCGUAGCUCAAGCUAUUAUUAUUAUGUUAUAGAAUGCAACUACAGCACAAUGAAAAUCCAGUCUGCUGUCCAUCUUUGCAGGGUGCUACAACAGUGUCAUGUACUUCACCAUCAUUUUGACUAGUUUAUUUAAUAAUGUGUGUGGACCAAACAUCAUUCUCAUCAUAGAAAUGGAUAAAAAAAAAAAG